This is a messenger RNA of Malaya genurostris, 1473 nucleotides long. RefSeq lists its product as uncharacterized. NCBI's taxonomy places the organism in Eukaryota, Metazoa, Arthropoda, Insecta, Diptera, Culicidae. The record is from RefSeq and is a predicted model, not a curated record. Bases 1 to 1473 code for a protein of 490 amino acids. The transcript has a single exon.
AUGGAAAUUCGAGAAAAGGACCGUGAACUUUUGACGCUAAAUACACAUCUUGGACUUUACCAACCAACACGUCUCAUGUACGGCGUGUCUUCUGCACCAGCGAUUUUCCAACGUGAAAUUUCACAGUUGCUUGGAGAUAUUCCCGGAGUAUCAGUUUUCCUAGAUGACAUUAAAGUGACUGCUCCAGACGAUGAAUCACAUUUACGGCGACUUAGAAUGAUUCUGAAGAAAUUAGACGAUCACGGAUUACGAUUAAACGUGGCGAAGUGUGAGUUUUUCGCUGAUCGCAUCGAAUACUGCGGUUUCGUAAUUGAUAGAGAAGGAAUUCGGAAAAUGAAAACCAAAAUGGAUGCUAUCCAGGAGAUGCCUAGACCUCGAAACCGGGAACAAGUUCGAGCGUUCGUAGGUCUAAUAAACUAUUAUGGGCGAUUCAUGAAGAAUCUUAGCUCUCGGAUUUACCCCAUAAACAACUUGUUGAAGGAGAAUGUGCCGUUUCUGUGGAAUGACGAUUGUGAUAAGGCGUUUUGCUGGGUCAAAAAUGAAAUCCAGUCAGAUAGUGUUCUGGUACAUUACGAUCCUAAACAUCCACUUGUACUUGCAACCGAUGCAUCGCCUUAUGGUGUGGGUGCCGUAUUGAGCCACCUGUACCCGGAUGGAACAGAACGACCGAUACAUUACGCGUCGCAAACACUAAAUAUAUCUCAACAAAACUAUAUACAAGUCGACAAAGAGGCGUAUGCAAUCAUUUUUGGUGUGAAAAAGUUUUACCAAUAUAUUUAUGGUCGAAAGUUCAUUCUUGUAACCGAUAACAAAGCUGUUACUCAGAUCUUGGCACCUCACAAAGGACUUCCGGCCUUCAGUGCUUUACGAAUGCAGCAUUAUGCUGUCUUCCUCGAGUCUUUCGAUUAUGAAAUACGUUUCCGGCCUUCGAAGGAGAAUGCAAAUGCGGAUGCGAUGUCUCGGCUACCAAUUCAUGAUUCGAACAACCUACACCGAAUCGAGGAAGUGGACCUCGUCGAAGUAAAUCAAAUCGCAACCUUACCUGUUACAGCAGAAGACCUGGCGAAAUGCACAAAAGAUGACUCUAGCGUGGAAAAUCUGAUUCAAGGACUGAAAUUCGGAAGAACUGUUGAAGGUCGGGAUAGAUUCGGUAUCAACCAGUGUAAGUUCUCAAUACAGAAGGGUUGUCUGAUGAGGGGAAUAAGAGUCUACAUCCCUCCCAAGCUACGGCGACCAGUGCUUGAAGAACUGCAUUUAGGACACUUUGGUAUAUCCAGAAUGAAAUCAUUGGCUCGAUCGUAUUGCUGGUGGGAAACUGUUGAUUGUGACAUUGAGAAAUUAGCAAAAGACUGCUGUGAGUGUGCCAGAGUACAGAAAAAUCCCACGAAGGUUUCAACGCACUGCUGGGAAAAAGCCACAGAACCAUUCCAACGGAUUCACGUGGAUUUUGCGGGACCAUUCCAAGGAUUGUGA